Molecule: messenger RNA, 1666 nt
Organism: Hibiscus syriacus
Lineage: Eukaryota; Viridiplantae; Streptophyta; Magnoliopsida; Malvales; Malvaceae
Product: probable protein phosphatase 2C 59
Exons: 9
Coding region: 407-1300 (297 amino acids)
Biological process (GO): protein dephosphorylation
Cellular component (GO): nucleus; cytosol
Molecular function (GO): cation binding; protein serine/threonine phosphatase activity
Source: RefSeq, a predicted model, not a curated record
UGUUUUCAGUUAUCAGCAAACCAAAGGUGAAACAAAAAGAAUCAGCAGCAGCCUCUGGUUUUUAGUAUUAUUUUAGUCGUCUCUUCUCUUCUCCCCUCUUUGUGAAGUCUCGUGUUUUUCUCCCCUUUUAAGCGGCUCUGAUUUGCCUUUUCUCUUCCCUUCUUCUUGAUUGAUUGAGGUUAAGAUUGAUAACUCACUUAAUUUUGAGAUGAUCCCGGAAACGUGAAGACUGCUUAGUUUCAUUAGCUUGCAGAAUUAGGCUUUCGUCUUUUCUGAGUAUUAUCAGCUUCGUCUUUUCUGAGUAUCAUCAGCUGAAAUUUCAUUUGUCGAUUACGGCUGUUUUUGUUGUUUCCUAUAUAUAUACAAGGGAUAAGAGGUGGAAAAUUUUGAAAGCUCUAGCAAUAAUAUGGGCUAUUUGAAUUCCGUGUUGCAAUCUUCGAGUCAGGUUCAUGCUGAAGAUGGACGGAUUAGCGGCGGCGGCCUUAGUCAGAAUGGGAAGUUUAGCUAUGGCUAUGCAAGCUCUCCAGGGAAAAGGUCUUCAAUGGAAGAUUUUUAUGAGACAAGGAUUGAUGGUGUUGAUGGCGAAAUAGUUGGUCUUUUUGGAGUCUUUGAUGGUCAUGGAGGUGCCCGGGCAGCUGAAUAUGUUAAGCAUAACCUUUUCAAUAAUUUGAUCAGGCAUCCAAAGUUCAUUUCUGACACCAAAUCUGCAAUAGCUGAUGCAUAUAGUCAUACAGACACUGAAUUUUUAAAAUCAGAAAAUACUCAGAAUAGGGAUGCUGGGUCAACUGCUUCUACGGCUAUACUUGUUGGCGAUCGGUUGCUAGUAGCAAAUGUUGGGGAUUCCCGUGCUGUCAUCUGCAGAGGAGGCAAUGCUAUUGCUGUUUCCCGCGAUCAUAAGCCAGAUCAAACUGAUGAGCGUCAACGGAUUGAGGACGCAGGAGGAUUUGUCAUGUGGGCUGGAACGUGGAGAGUAGGAGGUGUCCUUGCUGUUUCUCGUGCAUUUGGUGAUAGGCUCUUGAAGCAAUAUGUUGUUGCUGACCCAGAAAUUCAGGAGGAAAAGAUUGACAGCUCUCUGGAGUUCCUUAUUCUUGCAAGCGACGGACUGUGGGAUGUUGUUUCAAAUGAGGAGGCUGUUGCAAUGAUAAAGCCGGUACAGGAUCCUGAGCAGGCGGCAAAGCGGUUGAUGCAAGAGGCAUGCCAGAGGGGUAGUGCAGAUAACAUAACUUGUGUUGUCGUGCGAUUCUUGUUCGAUCAAUCGAGUACCAACCAAGGGGCCACCACACCUAGUGUAUCUGCAUAAGCACCAUCUCUUUCCAUGUUUUGGUUUCCCAAGUUGAUGGUAACAGAAGUAAACUCAAAUACUUAUGCAGCUAGUCGUAAAAACAGAAAUAUUUAACAGCACGUUAUAAGAAAAAAAAUGAAGAAAUGCGUGAGGGCAGGAUUUGCAUUAACAUCUGGACUGGAACAGAACUGAUGCAUAUGAGUUUAGCUUCUCGAAUUCCAGUUAAAAAUGGAUUUGUAAAGAGUCUGAUGAAAGGCUUGAGUCCACUUGUGUAUGCUGUAAAAAGUGUAAAACUUAUCUUAAUUGUUGUAGUGGCUAUUUGUGUUGAGAUGUUGCUUUCAAGAACUACGGUUUCAUUUGAUUCGCCAUUAUGAAAUAAAUGCU